GAAACAAUUCAGUACCGAAAAGUUACCACUCUUGCUAUGAAAAAGCUUGAAGACAAUGGAUUUAAACUUACUGAGUCCAAUGAAUCACGAUAUCUCUGUCAUUUAUGCUAUAGUAAUAUGAUAGUAAAUCCGGUAAAUAAAAGAAAGUGGGAGGAGAAAAAGCAUACAACCAUCAACAUUAGCAAUCAUAAUAUAAAUUCUACAACUAUGGUAUUAGACAAAUAUAUGUUAGUUCCUAAAGGUGAAUAUAAAAAAUUAGUAUCUCAAAAAGAGAUUAAUCAACUUAGACAAGAUUUAAGUCAAGCCAAAGAAGAGAUAAAAAUUUUACAAACAAAAUUGAUAAUGCAAAACCAAG
Dentiscutata heterogama is the source of this 355-nucleotide messenger RNA. Lineage: Eukaryota; Fungi; Glomeromycota; Glomeromycetes; Diversisporales; Gigasporaceae. The record is from the annotation of a GenBank genome assembly.